Gossypium raimondii (Peruvian cotton) is the source of this 3497-nucleotide messenger RNA. Its product is annotated as probable disease resistance protein At1g61300. The record is from RefSeq and is a predicted model, not a curated record. The coding region runs from base 178 to 3135 and encodes 985 amino acids. The transcript has 4 exons. Lineage: Eukaryota; Viridiplantae; Streptophyta; Magnoliopsida; Malvales; Malvaceae. Gene Ontology annotation, molecular function: ADP binding; protein binding.
UUCAUUUGCUUAAUCCAUCACAUGCUUUUCUUUGCUUGAUUCAUGACAUUGCAAUGGUUGUUUCUGAUUAUCUGCUACUCUUAGCAGCAGCUAGCUUUGUACGACAGUCAACUUCACCGCUUCAAUUUCAGUUCUAUUCUCUCAACACUUUUCAGCCACUAAGUCAGGGACAUAGCAAUGGAGUACGUAGAGCCUGUUCUCGGCAUUGCAAAUUGUCUUGGAACUCCUGCUUGUAAAUACUUGCAAUAUCACAGAAAGCUCAAUGAUUAUGUGAGAAACUUCAAGAGAAUGAGAGAUGAGUUGAAUUGCAAAAUGGAAGAUAUAGAGCUGCAAUUGAAAGCAGAGCUUCUUCGUCCUCUAGGGAAGAUACCGAAGAAGGGAGUUGAAAAUUGGUUGAAAGCUGUGAAAGAGAUGAUUAGGGAAGCACAAGUUGUUGAAAAUAAAGUCGGUAACGGGAGAUAUCUCUGUCGUGCUUGCAACGGCAAGCUGGUUGAUGAAAAGACUCGAGAAAUGAAGGAAUUUCUUGAUAACGCUCCUAAUGCCUCUGAAGGUCUUGCCAUGGAUGGUCCAAGUGCUGGGUUGCCACUGCCAACAUCAGAACUAGUUGGAGAGGAAGCUGUCAGAAAAGAGAUUUGGGCAUGUUUGAUGCUGGAGGAGGUGAGCAAGAUUGGGGUUUGGGGGAUGGGCGGUGUGGGUAAAACCACUAUCAUGAAGCACAUCCACAAUGAUCUUUUAAAAGAACAAAGAUUCGAAAGGGUAAUAUGGGUUACCAUAUCAAAGGAGUUCAAUGUCAUGAAGGUACAAGAUGAUAUUGCAGCUGCUUUGAAGUUGAAGGAAGAUUGGCCCAGAGAAGGAGACAAGCUCAGACGAGCAGCAAUCUUGUCAGAAAUGCUGAAGAACGCAGGAAAGCAUGUUCUAAUCCUAGAUGAUGUGUGGGAUAAAGUCUCUCUAGAGGAAGUUGGGAUCCCCGAGCCGUGUGGCAGCAAUGGCUGCAAGUUGGUGUUGACAACCCGUUCGGAGCAUGUCUGUAAGUAUAUGGGUUGUAAGGUGAUAAAAGUGAAGCCCCUUUCAGAAGAAGAGGCAUUGAUACUAUUCUUGAAUAAAGCUGGACCUAACAUAGUUCAAAGUCCAACUAUAAUGCCUACUCUGAAGCUUGUUGUCAAGGAAUGUGCGGGUCUACCUCUUACAAUUGUCGUCGUAGCUGGUACAUUGAAAGGAGAAGAGGACCCUCUUAUUUGGAAAAACGCACUCAGGGAAUUGAAAGAGAGAAUAGAAAAAGAGGAAGAAGUGGAAGCUAAAGUGAUAGAGCGUUUGAAAUUUAGCUUCAAUCACUUAAAGGACGAGAAAGUGAAAUAUUGUUUCUUACAUUGCGCAUUAUAUCCUGAAGAUUAUGAAAUUGGAAAAGAUGAGCUAAUUGAGUGUUGGAUUGAGGAGGGAUUCAUAGAUGAUAUGGGUACGAGACAAGAAAUGAAAGAAAAGGGCCAUGUUGUUUUGAAGAAGUUAGCAGAGAAUUGCUUGCUGGAAAAUAUUACCGAUGGAUGUGGUCAACCUUGCAUAAAGAUGCAUGAUGCAGUAAGAGACAUGGCAUUGUCGAUCACAAGAAUGAAUCCUCGAUAUAUGAUACAAGCAGGUUUGCAAUUAGAAGAAUUACCAGAAAAGGAGCAAUGGAGUCGGGAUAUUGAGAAAGUGUCACUUAUGAAUAACUCCAUAUCAGAAAUUUCCAUAGAUGUGCUGCCCACAAAAUGUCAACUGCUCACAACCUUGUUAUUGCAAGAGAACCCUAUAAAGAAGAUCUCAAGUUCUUUCUUCAUAAACAUGCCUUAUCUUAGUGUUCUCAAUUUGUCCUCUACGAAGAUCAAAAGUUUACCAAAUUCCAUCUCUGAACUAAAGAACCUCACAACAUUGUUGCUUUGUGGUUGUUCUGAAUUAAGAGAUCUACCAUGUCUUUCCAUGCUUCAAGAAUUGAAGAAGUUGGAUCUUUCUGGGACAGAAAUUGAGGAAGUCCCUGAAGGAAUAGAUAUGCUGCUAAAGCUAAGAUAUCUUGAUCUUAGUGUGCGCACUCUGAAGGAGAUACCCGCUGGACUUUUGCCAAAACUCGUUCACCUUCAGCACUUGGGUUUUAAUAGACAAAUAAGUCUAAAAGCAGAGCAGAUGGAACCAUUGAAGAAGUUGGAGUGUUUUACCGGACGUUUCGAAGACAUCAAGGAAUUGAAUAAGUUCAUCUCGUCAAUGCAACAAAGUAAAAAAAAUCUCAUCAAGUACUCUUUACAAGUGGGCUCAUAUAGGGUGGGCCCAGCUUUUAUUCCUCGUAGAAGAGAUAAAACAGUAACAAUUGGAGGAGUCCAGAAUUGGGAAGGUGAGUUAAUUAUGCACCCAAUUAAAAUUAAAGAGUUGUAUAUUUUAAAGUGCGACUAUUUGAGAAACUUAGUCGAUGAUAAUUCUUCCUUCAAAAAUGCGAUUGACUUGAGGGUUUGUAGGAUUUAUGAUUGUGAAGGGAUAGAGUGUGUUGUUUCCUUGUCCUCUUUUGCCUCUUCUUCCGCUCAUCCAUUUCAGAGCCUCGAGGUGUUGGAUCUUCAAUUUCUGCCAAAGUUGAGUGCCCUUAUUAUGAAAGAUUCAGGAAUUGGUUCAGCAACAACAUCAACAGUGGCUCCGUCUGCCACCUUUUCCCAUCUUAAGCGAAUUGAAGUAUACAGGUGCUCAAGUAUGAAGACGUUGCUUCCACAUUGGUUGCUUCCAAACCUCCAAAACCUGGAAGAUAUUUCGGUGGGUGCUUGUAGUCAGCUAGUAGAAAUAUUGGUAGCAGCAACAUCAGAAGUUGAAGAAAAAGGGAAUGAUGCAUUAAUCAAAUUCCAUCUUCCCAAAUUGAGAGAAUUGAGACUAAAUAACUUACCAAAUUUGAAGAGCAUAUGCAGCAAAAGUGGAGUGAUGGUUUGUGAUUCUCUCCAACUUAUCCAAGUUGUUGAAUAUUGUGAUAAACUGAAGAGAAUUCCUCCAUUUGUUCCCCUUGUUGGCAAUGGGCAGCCAUUUGCAUAUGCUCCACCUUUUCUUACCAUCUGGUCAGACAUAGAAUGGUGGGAAUCGUUGGAGUGGGAUGACCAUCCAAACUUUAAAAAUGUUCUUCGCUUCAGCCCCUGAGGAGGAUAAGAGAGAAAGAUGAAAGGGUUGGUGGAGGGGGGAGGAUAGUGCAAAAGAGAGGAGAAAAGGAAUGAUGGAAGGAAGAGGUUAAGAAGCAAAGUGCAGAGAUAUAGCUUAAACGAGGAGGAGAAGUGAGCUGCCAAGUGAUCCAAAGCAAGACAUUUUAACUUGACUACGUUUGGUGUGUUUUUAAAUCAAUAAGGAAGGCAAUGUGGGACUAAUCUAGAGGGUUUUAGACUUUGAACUGUUAAUGAUUUAUUAAUGGACAAUAUGGGUUGUUUAAAAUGGUUUUUAGAACUUUUAAAAUUGGUUCGAAUGAAUGCUUUCAAUGGAAGAUUUGAGAAUGCAUGUUAUUGGUUGAA